Molecule: messenger RNA, 2291 nt
Organism: Macaca mulatta (Rhesus monkey)
Lineage: Eukaryota; Metazoa; Chordata; Mammalia; Primates; Cercopithecidae
Gene: ZNF674
Product: zinc finger protein 674
Biological process (GO): regulation of transcription by RNA polymerase II
Cellular component (GO): nucleus
Molecular function (GO): DNA-binding transcription activator activity, RNA polymerase II-specific; RNA polymerase II cis-regulatory region sequence-specific DNA binding
Source: RefSeq, a predicted model, not a curated record
CCAGGGGGCAGUAGGAAGCGGAAAUGCUCGGCUGACCCGCAGGGUGGCGCUUCGUUCACACUGGCUGUGGUCUUCCGCCCCUGAGGUUUCAGGCUCUUGGCAGUGAAACUAGAAAUCUGGAACUGGGAAUUUGAAAUUUUGUUCACUGAUGGAUUUGCAGCACGGAGAACCGGCUCAUGGAAGGCACUCAUUUCUUCAGUGAAUGAAAGUGGCACAGCAGGGUCAGAGUGCAGACCUGAGACCACUGCUACACCGACUUCAGACUCCAGUUUAUCUGUGCCCCGGCUUCCUCACUUAGUCUCAGAAGACUUAGGCUGAGGCCCCAGGAGGAGAUCUCCAUCCUUUGCCGGAGCACAACAAGAUGGCCAUGUCCCAGGAAUCAUUGACCUUCAAGGACGUGUUUGUGGACUUCACCCUGGAGGAGUGGCAGCAACUGGACUCUGCCCAGAAGAACCUCUACAGGGAUGUCAUGCUUGAGAACUACAGCCACCUGGUGUCCGUGGGGUAUCUAGUUGCGAAGCCAGAUGUGAUCUUCAGGUUGGGACCAGGAGAAGAGUCCUGGAUGGCAGAUGGAGGGACCCCGGUACGGACCUGUGCAGGUGAGGACAGGCCAGAAGUCUGGCAAAUUGACGAGCAGACAGAUCACUACAAGGAAAGCCAAGACAAACUUCUGUGGCAAGCUGCAUUCACAGUCAAGGAAACACUGAAGGAUGAAAGUGGUCAAGAAUGUAAAAUAUGUAGAAAAAUCGUUUAUCUCAACACAGACUUUGUUUCUGUGAAACAAAGACUCCCUAAGUAUUACUCAUGGGAAAGGUGUUCAAAACAUAAUUUAAACUUUCUUAGUCAAAAUAGAAGCUAUAUAAGAAAGAAAGAUGAUGGAUGUAAGGCAUAUUGGAAAGUAUGCCUCCAUUCUAAUCUUCAUAAAGCUCAACCUGCAGAUAAAUUUUUUGACCCUAAUCAACGAGGGAAAGCCCUCCACCAAAAGCGAGCCCUUAAUAAAAAUCAGAGAAGUCAAACUGGGGAGAAACUCUACAAAUGUACUGAAUGUGGAAAAGUGUUUAUCCAGAAAGCAAACUUAGUUGUACAUCAAAGAACUCACACCGGAGAGAAACCUUAUGAAUGCUGUGAAUGUGCAAAAGCCUUCAGCCAGAAGUCAACCCUCGUAGCACACCAGAGAAUUCACUCAGGGGAGAAGCCCUAUGAAUGCAGUGAAUGUGGAAAAACGUUUAUCCAAAAGUCAACUCUGAUUAAACAUCAACGAACUCAUACAGGAGAGAAACCAUUUGUAUGUGGCAAAUGUCCAAAAGCCUUUAAGAGUUCAUAUCAUCUUAUUAGACAUGAAAAAACACACAUUAGACAAGCAUUUUAUAAAGGUAUUAGAUGUACUAAGUCCAACCUUAUAUAUCAAAGGAUUCAUACAAGUAAGAAACCUGAGCACAGUGAACAUGGGAAAGCCUCUGAUAAGAAGCCCAGUCCCACUAAACAUUGGAGAACUCAUACAAAAGAGAACAUUUAUGAGUGCAGUAAAUGUGGGAAAAGCUUCAGAGGAAAGUCACACCUCUCUGUUCAUCAGAGAAUUCAUACAGGAGAGAAACCCUAUGAAUGUAAUAUAUGUGGGAAGACUUUCAGUGGAAAGUCACACCUCUCUGUCCAUCAUAGAACUCAUACAGGAGAGAAACCUUAUGAAUGCAGAAGAUGUGGGAAAGCCUUUGGGGAGAAGUCAACCCUUAUUGUACAUCAGAGAAUGCAUACAGGAGAGAAACCCUAUAAAUGCAACGAAUGUGGGAAAGCCUUUAGUGAGAAGUCACCACUGAUUAAACAUCAGAGAAUUCAUACAGGAGAGAGACCCUAUGAAUGCACUGACUGUAAAAAAGCCUUCAGUAGGAAGUCAACUCUCAUUAAACAUCAGAGAAUUCAUACAGGAGAAAAACCUUACAAAUGUAGUGAAUGUGGGAAGGCCUUCAGUGUGAAAUCAACUCUCAUCGUGCAUCACAGAACUCAUACGGGAGAGAAACCUUAUGAAUGCAGAGACUGUGGGAAAGCAUUCAGUGGGAAGUCAACUCUCAUUAAACAUCAGAGAAGUCACACAGGAGAUAAAAACCUAUGAUUAUACUUGAAAGUGGGAUAAUUAUACUAGUAGUUAUUUGUCAUUUGACUAUUACUAGUCUCAUUAUUUGUCAAAUAAUCAUGGGGAGUAAUCUUAUAAAUGUCUAGAAUAUUGGAAAUUCUUCAUAUGUUAAUGUUCAUUUAACUUAAUAAAAGGUACAAAAGUAUAAUUCCAGAGGUGUCAA